AUGCCGUCUCUCCGGGUGUUUCAUCGUGCUCUGCCUCUCAAUGACCAACGUCACCCACCUGCGUCCCGACCAGCUCAGUCUAGAGAUAGUCUCACUGUCCCUGUUGCUUCCCCCGGCCUCUCUGCUGUCUCUAGCAACCCUUCAUCUAGCUCAUCCCUCACGCCAACGGCGGAGCACCCUCCAGGAGGAUCAGCUUUCCGUGCUGCACAACCUGGCGAAGCCUCUCGGACGCAGGCUUCAUCUACCGAUGGUCAUCGAGUCUUGUCAAGACUCCAUGCGCUAUUCAACACGCCCGCAAAUAUAUAUGCCCCUGGAUCCAGGCCGAAUGGGGGCACCGCGGAGAUAUCUCGAGUCAAGACGGAGCCAUCGGGUAUCGGGCUGAGAGAUUCGGAGAUCUUUGGAGUGACCAAUCAAGGGUCUCAGGUGCCAGCGGUAAAGGACAGAGAUGCUAUCAAAGUGUUGAUCGUAACGUGGAACAUGGGCGAGACGUUGCCCAAAGGAGAUCUGUCUGUCCUGCUUGGUGAUGUUCCGACCUAUGACGGCUCUCAUCCUUCUGGCCCGCUACCUAUGUUUCCUACGGAGCAUGGCCAUCCAUACCACAUCGUGGUCGUCGCAGGUCAAGAAUGCCCGACACACAGUGGUGUGCCGAGAGGAUGGGGAGGAGGGCUGAUGAAGGGCGUCAGGGGUGCUCACAAGAAGCACAAGGAUGAGAGGCAGAAAGAAGGGGACAAAGCCGUGAUUGGCGAGGAGGAUGAAGAGAUGGACGAAGACGAAGGCUCGGAGGCAGCGCUGCAUGUGAACGAGGUGCAAAGGCUCAAAGUUGAAGAACGAGCAACAGCCCAGAGCAACAAGUGUUCUCCGCUGCCGUCUCCUCGACGCCCUCAAUCACCAGCAGGUAAUAAGAGUGAUGAUGCCUCAAGCGCAGACGGCCAUUGCAAAUCACCUCGUGUGCCUAUAGACGACGAUGAAGGCCGCUCUCAGAGACUUUCUCAUUCUUCGUCGAUGGAGCGCGGUCACGGAAGUCUGCUCCAUCGACACAAUCACGGUGGUGGAUCCAAAGGCUGGAGCACGAUGCUGGAUGAUUGGUUCUGUGGACCGUCCGCCAGCAGGCGGGCGAAUCAUUCGUCUCAAGAUUCUCACCCUGCCCAAACUCCCAACCAUACCUCUCUCUCACCUCCGAGAGCUACACCUCAUCUCAUCAGAUCAUUUUCAGCCCCUGAAUCCCCUACGUCCGCCAGUCUCGUCCAGCCGCCAUCCCCUUCAGAUAGACUGGCAAUACCGGUCACAUCUCGCUCACCCCUAUCCAGGUCCAUAUCUACGACUGGUUCCAUCGCUAGCAGUGAUUCCUCCUCAGCCUCGACGCCUUCGGCAGACAUACCUGUAGAGAUUCUCUCAGCAUCGCCGCCAGCUCUUGCCCUACCAAAACCUUUGGUGCCACCGAUAGACAUUCCCAAAGGAGGAUUGACCGUUCCUCACCCUGUCCACGUCGGAUCGAUUGAUGAGCGACUCAUGGUAAAGCCCGAGCUCGUUGUGCCGCUCGAAGAGGGUCGAACUGUUGGUGGGGAGAAGUGCUAUCUCCACUUGAUCAAAGAGAGACUGAUGGGCAUGUACUUAUCGGUAUACGUGUACAAGGGUUGCGAACAUCUCAUUCAGGGCGUCGACAAGGAUUUUGUCACAGCUGGCUUGGCUGGUGGACGGGUAGGCAAUAAGGGCGGAAUCGGGAUCAGCCUCAAACUUGCGGAUCACAGAUUCCUUUUUGUUAACUCUCAUCUCGCUGCUCAUACAGCUCGAGUCAAUGCUCGACUCUCCAAUAUCGCCAAGAUCAAGUCCGAAUUACGGCUCGAUACCUUUUUGGCCAAGGAUGAUCAAUUGAACGAGCUGGAAGACCUGACUGACAGAUUCGACACGGUCUUUUGGUGUGGCGAUCUGAAUUUCAGGCUUGAUCUGUCGAGACUCCAUGCCGAAUGGCUUGUUGAGAAAAAGAAGUACAGCGAGGCACUCAUGUGGGACCAGCUGAAAAAUGCCAUGAAAGACGAGGCGAAAAAUCCGUUCCCUGGAUUCCAGGAACAUACGAUCGACUUUCCCCCAACUUUCAAGUAUGAUGUCUGGCGAUCACUCAAGGCUACAAAUCGGGAGCUGAGGCGCAAUCUGCGUCGAAGGGGCACGAUGGACAAUCGCCAAGCCAAGCAGAUCACGAAUGGUCCUGAGACGCCUGUCACGCCUAUACAAGACAAACUGCCCCACGUUCUCGAGUCCCACGCAGAGCACGCAGGGGAGUUGGCGGACAAUCGAUCGUUCCUCAGUCAACGGGAAAGUGAUGAGGAUGCCAGAACCAUACAUUCUCGACGUUCCAUCGAUUCUUCCGUCUAUCAGUCUGGUGUACCGUCCACUGCGGGCACCGAUGUCUCAGAUGCCGAAUCCAUGUUCCGCCAGCCGAUCGAUUCCAGUGCCUAUGGCUCUAAACAUAAGGCGCUGGAAGUUGCUAUCAAGAGCAAGACGAAGAAAUUCUUGGGUCUUGUCAAGAUGGACGGAGUGUUCAGAUCUGUCUCCUCCUCAUCUCGUCGAGCAUCUGAUCGCCGGCCUCAGCUGGGGAGAAGUUACGAAGAAGACUCCCCAAGACCUAGUGGAGAUUUCGACGCUGAAUCCCGGAGGACAUCGAUAUCGUCUAUGGGGACCAUGUUGACGCAGGACAAUGAAUUUGCAACGAGCUUAGGCGACGGAAACAAGGUGAACGGAUUGCUUGUGCCUGGCGUACUACCCAAUCCGCAGACUCCAGAACUCGCCCCAGCGUCGAGUCCCAUGUCCCCACCUCGUCGAGGGAUCAGAAGACUGUCAAUGGUGCGGCGUAUGCCCUCUACCAGGUCCACAAAGGAUCGACAGUCGCAUGAGGAUCACUCACGGGAGGGCGAGCUGGACGAGCUAGACACUACGGAUCGGAGAGAAGGUGUAUAUGAUACGUCUAAAAAGCAGAGAGUACCAAGCUGGUGUGAUCGUGUACUAUGGAAGACCCGAGUCGUUCCCGACGCACCCGAGUCUCCGCCUGAUUCACCCUGGUCUAGUCAAAUGAUGGAUUCGAGUCAUUCCCAUAGACCCCUCAACCGUUUAUCUCAAGCUUUUGUCAAUUUCGGGGGUCAUCUCCGACUGCCCGUCUCGCGAUCAAAUACGAUCGAGCCUGCUGCGUCCGAUCGCCAUCUUGGCACACGAAUAUUGGGAUCCAUGGCUCGACGUGGCUCGAUCGAAACGCGGUCUGAGUCACCUCAUCCUGUCGAUACAUCCGGUGGCCCCGCUCUCCUCGUCAAUUCGCCCGAAAAUAGUCCCCGGGAUCUCGUCACUGAUCAGAUCUCUCCGCACAACACCAAAAUCACCAUCCCUUCUCCUCGCCGACCUACCCUGAUCAUUCCUGAUACAGAUAUGAAACGACAGCGAUCGGCCGGCGUAUCUCCGCAUCCUCUGUUAGACAACCUCGGAUCGAAGAUCUCUCCUCCAGCCGAUCCGAAAGUCACGUUUGACCCUGCUCUGGCUGCGGACAGGGAUCGAGGCAUGGCGACCGCGGUAGGAUCGAUGUAUCGACGUCGGGCCAAUUCAGAUAGCGUACCGGUUGGAAUGACCUCGCCUUUGAGCCUCGAACCUGAUAAAGAAGCUAGCUCCCCAAGUCUACGCUUUGAUACCAGUGCAGCUCAACCAAUUCGACGCCUGUCGCUCCCACGCCAUACAUCUCGGCACAAUUCGUACGAUCAAGCGAAAGGCGUCCCCAAAGCUCCGACAGAGACCACACGCCGGACUUCGGGUGGAUCUCUCCGCAUGCGGUCUCGAACUAGGACGUUGGACUCUGUCACAAGCACAAGCACGGCCAUCUCGUCCAGGAUCACACCUCACAAUUUGUUCCGCGGAUCGACGAGCGGCGCAAAUGACCGAGGUGAUGAUGCACAGGAUGACAGUAAUGCUUUUGUCAAGUUUCUCCGAGACAUUCAAUCAUUGCCCAAUUGGCUCCAUCGAGGGAGCGUUGUGACUCCUGUCAGUCCAGUCGUUGCGCCUGUAGUCGAGGAUGUCAAACCUGCACGGCAUCAGCAUGGGGAAGUCGUGUGUAUGCACUAUGGCACCAUCGACGAUGCAGGUAUGAGACAGCUAGAAGGUAGAUCUGAUCAUCGACCGGCGAUCUUUUCGGCAGCUGUGUAUGUUGGGUAG
Messenger RNA from Kockovaella imperatae, 4185 nucleotides. RefSeq lists its product as hypothetical. Lineage: Eukaryota; Fungi; Basidiomycota; Tremellomycetes; Tremellales; Cuniculitremaceae. The record is from RefSeq and is a predicted model, not a curated record. Gene Ontology annotation, molecular function: phosphatidylinositol-4,5-bisphosphate 5-phosphatase activity. The coding region runs from base 1 to 4185 and encodes 1394 amino acids. The transcript has 9 exons. Gene Ontology annotation, biological process: phosphatidylinositol dephosphorylation.